AUGGUCCAUGAUCCUUCAAUCAACUAUACCAUGGUGAAUGAGUUCAUCCUAUUGGAGUUCACCAGUCACCCAGUGUUGGGCCGCCUGCUUUUUGGACUCUUCCUGAUUAUGUAUGCAGUGACACUGGCAGGCAAUGGACUGAUUAUGGCUGUGGUGUGGGCUGAUCCUCUCCUCCAUACACCCAUGUACCUCUUCCUGGGCAGCCUCUCAUACUCUGAGACAGCCUACACUUUGGUGGUGAUCCCAAGGAUGCUUUGUGACCUGAUAGCCCCCCAGAGGCCUCUACCUUUGGCAUCAUGUGCCACACAAAUGUUCUUCUUUGUGGCCUUAGGUGUGACUGACUGUCUGCUGUUGACCGUCAUGGCAUGGGACCGCUAUGUGGCCAUCUGUCACCCACUGCACUAUGGGACCCUCAUGAGACAACAGAUGUGUUGGGGCCUAGUGAUGGGCUCGCUCUGUGGUGGUUUCACUCUUUCUUCCUUCCUCACUGGCACAGUUUUCUCCCUGCCAUUUUGCGCACCCAAAUAUAUCCCUCAUUUCUUUUGUGACAUUCCUCCUGUGCUGAGUCGGGUCUGUCCUGGCCACGGAACUACUGAAGUCAUAAUUAUCACCUUGGUUGCCAUGGUCCUCAUUGUCCCUUUCUCCUUCAUCAUGCUCUCUUAUGGGUGCAUUUUGAUGGCUUCUCUGCACAUGCGCUCCGCUCAGUGCUGUCGCAAGGCCUUCUCCACCUGUGGAGCUCACUUGACAGUGGUCUUCCUUCAUUAUGGAUGUGCCAUCUUUUCAUAUGCUAGGCCUAAAGGCAGCUACGGUGACGGCAAGGACCAUAUCUUUGCAGUGUCUUACACUGUUCUUAUUCCCAUGCUCAACCCUCUCAUCUACACUCUAAGGAAUAAUGAAGUCAAGGGAGCACUUAGGAAGGUAAUGACCUGGCGCCUCAUUCUUCAUGAGGGAUAG
Molecule: messenger RNA, 954 nt
Organism: Elgaria multicarinata webbii
Lineage: Eukaryota; Metazoa; Chordata; Lepidosauria; Squamata; Anguidae
Product: olfactory receptor 10R2-like
Exons: 1
Coding region: 1-954 (317 amino acids)
Biological process (GO): detection of chemical stimulus involved in sensory perception of smell; G protein-coupled receptor signaling pathway
Cellular component (GO): plasma membrane
Molecular function (GO): olfactory receptor activity; G protein-coupled receptor activity
Source: RefSeq, a predicted model, not a curated record